Oldenlandia corymbosa var. corymbosa is the source of this 447-nucleotide messenger RNA. The record is from the annotation of a GenBank genome assembly. NCBI's taxonomy places the organism in Eukaryota, Viridiplantae, Streptophyta, Magnoliopsida, Gentianales, Rubiaceae.
AUGGAUUUCAAUAUUGGAGGCUGUCCUCUGCCUCUGGUAGCUCCAGGACUCCGAGAAAUCCUUAAGGAACUUGGAGUUAGUCGUUCUACCCUGAAACGUAGAUGUCGAGAUUUGGGUAUAAAAAGAUGGGCAUGGCACAAGAGAAACAAGGUGGUUAGGCCUAAUAGAUCUCUUGAGGUUGGUGGUGAAGUUGUCCAAGACUCUGAGACUGGACACCCUAAUGAUGCUACCAGUCAACCUUACACCUUCAUUGUUAGGGCGACAUACGGAGACGACACUGUCAAGUUUCAGUUAUGCAGUAACUCAAGGUUUGAGGACUUGGUUAUGGAGUUGCACGAAAGAUUCAAACUAGAAGUCGGGAGGUUCAAAAUAAAGUAUGAAGACAAUGACGGUGAUUGGAUUCUGAUUGAUAAUUUGAAAUCAGUUGGCCAAACUGUUACGACUUAG